CUUUCUUUUCAUUUUUAUAUUGAUUUAUUAAUUUAUAUUGAAACGCUCUGUACAAACUGUUUGUCUCCUCCUGUCUUAUAUCCGCGAGCCUUAUGCAUUAACGUUAAUAAAAAGCCUGUAAUCAGCAAAGCAAUGAAGCAUAAGCAGGAAAAAUAAAGAUUACACAUCGGUCAAGCAUCGAUUCACCAGACGCAAUUCUGAACCAGUCGUAUUUUGUGAUGCGUAUGAACAUACACAUCACAUUCGGCCAUCGAGCCAUACAAUUAAUGCAACCAGUAACUAUAGCCGCAACUAUACAUAUAUGUACAUAUGCAGACUAGCACUAUACUCAUAUAUAUAUAUAUAUAGGUACUGCCAGCAACAGCAACACACAACAGUGACUGUGUACAAACGGUGCAACGCGUGACACACAUCCACAGGCAAAAGUGUACACACGUAGGUAUAUACGUGUGCACGCACUAUUAUUAAAUAUUAAUAUAGAGGAUAUACAUCGCAGCAACAGUCAUACCGAGGAGUCAGAUCAAAGGAAUUGAAUUAAUCAGAAAAAAAACGAGCGAUGCGUAAGUAACGUGUCUCUCGAGGGAUGAUAAGGGGCGUCGGGGUAGCCUGUAACAAGUGGCAUAAGUGGGUGGAGCUUUAAUAUUACACGACACAGCAGCAGUAUAUAGCAUCAGCAGCGAACUGUAAGCAACCGUGCUGACUGCUGCGAUCGUUGAAUCAUCUUUGAGAAGCUCGUUGUUAUUGCAAUCACUGGCCACACGACCCUACAAUGCAUAACGUCGUAAAUGGCUCGCACCAAAGUGGAUCGCUCUGAUAACUGGAACUCGAUUCUCGCAACGUCACUAUUUGAGCUACACUUCGGAGCAGGGUAAUCGAGCCCGAUCGACUUCGAGUUGCAACAAGAGAAACGUACGAAUCGAAAUGACUGACGUAUUGGAAGGAUCACAGCAAAAUAACGAAGUAGUAGAUUAUAAUGAUAUUGGAGCUGAUGAGGAUGAGGGCUCAGAUGGUGUAAUUGUGCCUGAACUCCAGGGGACUUUAUCAAAGUGGACCAACUAUAUACACGGCUGGCAGACACGUUUCAUUGUGCUAAAAGAUGGCACUCUAUCUUAUUACAAAUCUGAACAAGAUAGCGGAUUUGGCUGUCGCGGCUCUAUAAGUCUUUACAAGGCAGAUAUAAAAGCUCAUGAAUUUGAUGAGUGUAGAUUCGAUGUGUCUGUGAAUGACUGCUUGGUAUGGUACUUGAGAGCUAAUCUACCAGAAGAGAGACAACGUUGGAUAGAUGUUUUAAAGUCGUACAAGGCUGAAUCUGGAUAUGGCAGUGAAAACAGUUUGAAACGUCACGGCAGUGCCAUAUCUUUGGUAUCAAACACACAGUCAACGGCCAGUGCUGGUAGUUUUAGUAAAAGAGGUGUCAGGGGGUUAAAGGAAAAAUUAGCAGAGAUAGAAACAUUCAAAGAUAUAUUAGUGCAACAAGUGGAUACACUUCAAAAAUACUUUGAUGAUUGUGCAGAGAAUGCUAAAAACUUACAGGGUAAAGGUCAACCAAGCGAAGAUAAAGUUAAUGACGUUUCAUUUAAUCCAGCUGAACAGGCAAUCGACUUUAAAGGUGAAGCUAUCACUUUUAAGGCUACAAGCGAGGGAGUGAUAGCAACUCUGCAGCAUUGCGUUGAUUUGAUGGUACAACGUGAAGACGCUUGGCGUAAACGUUGGGAAAAAGAAAUGGAAAAACGACGAAAAUUACAAGAAAUUUGCAGGUCAUUGAAGGAUCAAGUUACGUCAAACGGAGGUGUUUCUGGUAGACCGAGAGUUGUGAUCCACGGCGGACCUGAUUAUGAAGAGGGACCACACAGUGCAUUGUGCGACGAGGAAUUCUAUGAUGCUAUGGAAACAGGUCUUGAUAAAAUUGAUGAAGAUAAUCAAAUAAAAGAUAGAUUGAAGCAGAAAUCAGUUGCAAUCCCAACAACUCCUACGACACCAGCUGCAAAGCACCGACUUUGGCCUGAAAUAAAUAGGAUAACAUUGGAGCAGUUGCAUUAUGCCCGAUUAGGAGUAGGUGCUGGAGGCUGGCAGUUGUUUGCUGAAGAUGGGGAUAUGCGAAUGUACAGGCGAGAAGAAGAGGCUGAUGGCCUAGUUGUUGAUCCUUUGAAGGCGUGUCACGUUGUUAAGGGUGUUACUGGUCAAGAAGUUUGUAAAAUAUUCUUUAGUCCUGAGUAUCGCAGCGGUUGGGAGGCUACAUUAGAAGAUAUGACAGUGAUAGAAAAUAUAUCUAAGGAUACUUUAGUCUUUUUACAAACACACAAACGAAUUUGGCCUGCAAGUCAAAGAGAUGCUUUAUUUUGGUCGCAUAUGCGUAAGGUGCCGGAUGAUCAGGAUCCAGAUGCACAAGAUUUGUGGAUUGUAUGCAAUCACAGUACAGAACAUCCAGAUUAUCCACCAAACGCCGGAAAAUGCGUCCGAGUUUAUUUGACAGUUUGUCUUGUUUGCCAAACAUUUAUUGACCCACCAAAAGAAAAUGAAAAAAUUAAAAGAGAAGACAUUACUUGCAAAAUAACAUACUGUUCAGUUGUAAAUCCCGGUGGAUGGGCUCCAGCAUCGGUUCUUCGUGCUGUCUACAAGCGGGAGUACCCAAAGUUUCUGAAGCGCUUUACUAAUUUUUGUAUUGAUCAAUGCAAAGAUAAGCCAAUCGUAUUCUAAACGUUAGUCCCGGCACUUUUUAAUCCUUCCGCGCAACGAUACAGCGCAAUAUUGCAUUAGCAGAACGCCUACAUGUUACAAUAAGCUAAUUAUUUUAUGCGCACGUUAUCAUUCGUAAUUCAAAUUUUUUUCAGGUUUGUUAUUAUAUUAUAUAAAGUUGUACGUACAAUUUACAAUUCUCUGAAGUAUGAUUGACAUUUACAAAUGAUGCACCAGUUAUACACAUUUAAUGGCGGCUACGCCGUUUUUGUACAUAAGCAGACGCGCAGAGUUUUCUGUCCUUGACUGUUGCAACUUUUUUCAUGUAAAACGUCCGUGUGACGUCCAGUUGUACAAAUUUUCUGAUUGAAGCAUACAUGCACUAUGUGUACCUAUUGUGACACUUUGCCAUACACGACAAAUUGUAUUAUAACAUAUUGCGAAUUAAAUUGUUAUUUUUAUUUAUAUAAAAAAAAAAUAUGUAUAUCGGUGUGAAGAACAGAUCGAAAAUAUGGAACAUAAUAAAGACUGUUAGCGUAUUGCUUACUUUUACAUAGAAAAAUUCAUUACAUUA
This is a messenger RNA of Nasonia vitripennis (jewel wasp), 3250 nucleotides long. RefSeq names its product ceramide transfer protein (gene cert). The record is from RefSeq and is a predicted model, not a curated record. Gene Ontology annotation, molecular function: phosphatidylinositol-4-phosphate binding. The transcript has 9 exons. Gene Ontology annotation, biological process: ER to Golgi ceramide transport. Bases 922 to 2697 code for a protein of 591 amino acids. NCBI's taxonomy places the organism in Eukaryota, Metazoa, Arthropoda, Insecta, Hymenoptera, Pteromalidae. Gene Ontology annotation, cellular component: Golgi apparatus.